Molecule: messenger RNA, 3494 nt
Organism: Oryza sativa Japonica Group (Japanese rice)
Lineage: Eukaryota; Viridiplantae; Streptophyta; Magnoliopsida; Poales; Poaceae
Source: RefSeq, a predicted model, not a curated record
GUAUCCUGUGUAAGCGCAAUUGUGCAAAUCAUCGGAAAUCAUCGUGCGGGGGUGCUGCGGGCGGUUGCGUCGAGCCGCGAUAUUUCCCCCCCUCCGCUCGCCCUCGACUCCGACUCCGACUCCUCGCGAGUUCGCCCGCCGCCGCCGCCGCCGCCGCCGCCGAUCCCCCAUCCAUCCCGCGACCGAGCAGGGUUGCCUCCGCCGCGUCCCGGGGGGGUUGACCUACAUUGUUUGGCCAAGACAGCGAGUAAAAUCUAGAUGUAAAGUUUGCUGUGGGCUUGGGAAACUUGAAGAUGAUCAAAGAAUCUUCAUCUCCUGCAUUGGAUGCUGAUAAAAUAGAAGUUCCUUCACCAAAGGACGAAAACAAUUCCUCAAAUUCUGAAGCUGCUACAGAUAAUGAAGACUUUGAAAUUAGUGAUGAUGAUGACGAUGAUCGUAACCACAAGCACCGGAAGCGGGAGGCGAGACCUCAAUCUUUUGAUGAGAAUACUGAGCAAUCUCCAGGGGGUCCUCUGAAAAAAAGACACAAAAUUUCUGGUGGAGCUGAUUCACAUGGGGAAGCACAGAAAGAUUUCUUUCCGAAAUUUAAGAGGCGCCCUGGAGCAGGGGCUCAUAGUCGGGCACCUCGAGUUAAUCCAUCCUUUCGUGAUUCAUCAGCUUCUGUGGCUGCUCGCGCUCCUAUGACACGUGGAAGAGGAAGGAAUGGUGCACCCUGGGCUCAGCAUGAACCAAGAUUUAACACACUUGAGAUGAUUGACUUUGCAUCACAGAUGGCCUCUCAAGGACCACCAACUCAUCCUAGCUUAUUUAUGGGUCCUGCAUUGCCAAGUGGUGGUAGUGCACAAAAUGGUUCUUGGGGUCCAUAUGGAUUUAUGCCUGGAAUGCCUAAUGGAAUGCUGGAUCCAAUUCAUCCACUUGGAAUGCAAGGCCCUAUUCAGCCUGCAAUAUCUCCUUUAAUUGAUCUUGGCAUGCCUCGUCAACGUUGUAGAGACUUUGAGGAGCGUGGAUUUUGCUUGAGAGGGGAUAUGUGCCCCAUGGAGCACGGUCUGAAUAGAAUUGUUGUUGAAGACAUGCAGAGCCUGUCACAGUUCAAUCUUCCCGUCACAGUUCCAAAUACUCAAGGACUAGGAAUCCAAAAUGAACCAGGAACUGCUCCUGUCAACACAUCAAGCCUUGGAGGCAGUAAAGGUGUUCCUGCAAAAGACAUCAAAUCUGCUGUGACAAAUGAUGUACUGAAGCUAAAUGGAACCACUGCUUUAGCUGUUUCUGAUGCUGAUGUAUAUGAUCCUGAUCAGCCUCUCUGGAACAACGAACACCCUGAUGCAUCUGCUGGUUUUGCACAUACUGAUGGAGUAUGGAAUGCUGAAUCCUUGGGCUAUGAAGCAGCUCGGGAGCAGGGAAAUCAGGUUCUUGCAGCUGAUAGUUCACAGAACUCAAAAUCUUCUGUUUGGGGGCGAAUAGCAUCAAAAAAACUAGGGCAUGGCAAGACAGCUAAUGCUACUUCAACUAGCGCCACUGGAAACAAAAGAAAUGAAAGUUAUGAUGAAAUGGCUCCUAGCACUGUCCAUGUCAAUCCUGCUUCUGCUAAAGACAGUAAUGGUCAAUCCAAUUCGAGAAUAUUUGGAGAUGUGGGCCGGCAAAGUAACCGGGCUUCUCAUAAAGCAUCCCGGACACUUUAUGUAAAUGGUAUUCCUCUAGAAAGCAAUAGAUGGGAGGCCCUUCUUUCGCACUUCCAGAAAUUUGGGCAGGUGAUAGAUAUCUAUAUUCCAUCUAACAGUGAAAAAGCUUUCGUUCAAUUCUCUAAAAGAGAAGAGGCUGAAGCUGCCCUUAAAGCUCCAGACGCUGUAAUGGGCAACCGCUUUAUAAAGCUAUGGUGGGCCAAUAGAGAUAGGAUUCCUGAUGAGGUAGAGGGUAGAAUCCCAGCAAAAUCUUCCCAUAUGUCUGCUGCCCUGGCCAAUUCUGUCCCACAGCCAUCUUCUUCCAACCGAGGCAAGGAAAAUCUUCAAUCUGCAACUCCAAGAGCCAGUUCUGGAUCUUCUGCUGAAGCAUCAGGUCCUGGUACAGGCCAUAAAAUGCUUCCUGCAAAUAGUGUAAAAUCAUUACCUCCUGACACCAAAAGGCAAGAAAGUCUUGAGCUCUUGGAAGAACUUCGUAAAAAGCAGGAGAUCUUAGCUCAGAAGCGUGAUGAAUUCCGCCGGCAGUUAGAGAAACUGGCAAAGCAAAAGGGUUUAGCAAAUUCAGCCAAACAGGCAGAAGCUGGUGGAAAAGAAGUUGCUUCUAAUGAUGUACAUAGAGUUACUGAUUCGAAGUCCAUGAACACCGGGACAGAAGGGCCUCGAGAUGCUGCUGGUACACUGCAAAACAGAACUUCUGGAGAGCUGGCUUCAUCUUCCCACAAAUCAUCGGCAACAUCUGCACAGAAACCAGCUGUAGCUACUAAGCAGACAAGUCCUCUGUUAGUACCAUCACAGAAUAGGUUUAAGCUUGACAAUCGGACCACGUCAUUUCGAAUCCUUCCACCUUUGCCACCUGAAAUCGCAGAUGAAUCUGUCUUGAAAGAUCACUUCAUGUCAUUUGGGGAGCUUUCAUCUGUUGUUCUGGAAGACACUGAAGCGUACAACCAUGAUGCUACCUUAAAACCUUCUCUGAGUUGCUCAGCUUGUGUGACAUACACGACACGACAAUCUGCUGAGAAAGCAUUUAUUGGUGGCAAAUCUUGUAAAGGGCAUACACUAAGAUUUAUGUGGUUAACAGCCUCUCCUGGUUCGACUAACCAUUCUAGAUUCCAGAAAACCUCAAUUCCUGCCAGGGCCUCUAGUUUCUCCAGUCAAACUCAAAACAUGCCAUCUGAGUCUUCAACUACUGUAGGAAAAAUGUCAUCCACAGUCAAAUCCAGUACAACUGCAAAGCCUCACAGUGAAUCCAUGCCGACUGCCACAAGUGCGAAGACAUCUGUUGAAAUUCCCAAAGCUUUGUCUUCUAGAGAUUCUGAUGUUUCACAAUGAGGUUAAGGAUUGAAGAUUGGGUGGCCAUCUGAGCCCUGAGGCUUCAAAAUUUGGUGGCUUGUCUAUUACACAAACCUGCACCUCUUUCAGAUCCCCGGCGUAUUUAAGUUUUGGAAAAUACUGUUGAAAUUAUUGAUAGUUUAUUUUGUGGCGGCAUUGGGGCAAAACCCAUCCAAAGCCAAAAGGGUAAAGGGUAGUGUUAGGAUCUAAACUACGCCUGCUGGCAUUUUGGUAAAUCAUUGUCUGAUCUUCCUUGAGAGAAUGUAAUUGGUGUUGUAUACUUUCUUGAAUGGAAGUAGCAUCCUGCUGAAAGCGGUUCAUACUAUGUUGUUAGGUCUCUGUAUUUUGUAGCUCUCCCUUGCUGAAAGCAGCUCCAUGUGGAUUCCAUUUUGCUCUCACUGAAGCAGCAACCUUUUUUAUUUUUAAGUUUCUCAUGUAGGUUUCUUGUCCAAAGUUUCAAUUGAUAGGAAAACAUGACAUGUUCACGUA